Drosophila montana is the source of this 4359-nucleotide messenger RNA. RefSeq names its product 2mit (gene 2mit). NCBI's taxonomy places the organism in Eukaryota, Metazoa, Arthropoda, Insecta, Diptera, Drosophilidae. Gene Ontology annotation, molecular function: protein binding. The coding region runs from base 704 to 4180 and encodes 1158 amino acids. The transcript has 2 exons. The record is from RefSeq and is a predicted model, not a curated record.
UAAGCACGCGACGACGCCAGGGGAACAAUUGACGUUGUUAUGCGACAACAGUCAGUUCUAACAACAACAGCAACAACAAGCGACGAGCACCAGAAAAGCAGGUGAAGCGAUGCGCACUUUUUAAUUGACAUUUGCUGAAGCUGAACGGCGCUUUGUGCAGCAAUUAGCAAAAAAAACGACGCACAGAAAAGGACAAAAAAUAAGUAAAACAAUUGUAAACAGUGAGAAAAAACAACAAUUGAAAAGCUGAUGGCCAAGUUGAUAUUUAAUUAAAAAUUCAGCAUAUUUAGCGUGCGACGCUGAAAAGUAGGCAACGCUUUUUUCCAUAAACAAUGGCCGCCGCGCCGCACCGGAAGUUCACGCGUACGGCAAAGCUGUCAAACUGUUGACAGUUGUCACACGGUCGAGCACAGAGGCGCGCACGUGACGCCCCCUCAAAAAAGAAAAUAAAAAAAAUUUGAGAGCAGGCCAGCCAACAGGCAGGCCUUCUGGAGUACGUGAGUGCAUGAAUGUAUGAAUAAAUGGCAGGCAAAUGAAUGAAACGUCCAAAACGUUGGCCAUAUUCCACAAAUUUCUCAAACAGCGCUAAACGUCUGCACGUACAGCGCAUAAAUUUCAAGUGAAAUUAAAGUCCAAACCCUUAAACGGAAAAAAAUAAGGAUAAAAAAACUGCAAAAUAAACGAGGCAGCCGCCCACACAAAUAUGUUGGCCCAACACUAUGCCCUGGUUGGCCUGGGCCUGGCCCUAGCCCUGCUGCUGUGCAGCGUGCAGGCAUUAACCCUGACAGAUGCCGCCGCCGAGCAGCAGGAGCGGCAACUGUCGCUGCAACAUCUCAGCUAUCAGAGCGUGCGCCGCAUGCUGCGCGAUGAGCACGCAACGGCGGCCCACUACAAAGCCGAGCUGCGCUACCAGCACAAGCGCGAGUCGCCGCUGCGCGAGAAGCGCGAGGCACACACAGAGGCCGCCACGCUGCUGAAUCUGACGCGGCAAGGCCUGAGCGCCUAUGAUAGCCAACAGAACUAUCAGGGCCAAUUUGAGCUGGUGACUCGCUUGGAUCUGAGCCACAAUUGUCUGAACAGCCUGCAGCUGCAGAACUUUACGCAGCUGCAGCAGCUGAGCGCAUGCAACAACACGCUGACCCUGCUGCCCGCUCUGAGCGCCACGCUGAGCGCACUGGAUCUAUCUUGGAACAAGCUUAGCCAGCUCACCAGCAGCGGCAACAGGAGCAGCAGCAGCUUCUUUGCGCAGCGCAUGCCCCAGCUCAAGCAUUUGAAUCUGGAACACAAUGAGCUGGGCGGUGCCAUAGCCAGGCAGGCCUUCUAUAAUCUGUUUGGUCUGGAAACACUGCUGCUCGGCUGGAACAACAUAACGGAUAUCGACUAUGAAUCCUUUCUGGCGCUGCCCAAUUUGCAGCAUCUGGAUUUGUCGCACAAUCAGCUGAGCGGCUCGGCUAUACGCGCCCUGCAGGGCAUACCCGAUCUGGUGAGCCUGUCCAUUGCAUAUAAUCCGCUGGUGGGCGCAGCCAUGCAAGAGUUUGUCGCCUCCUGGAGUCUCAAGGAUCUGGAUGCCAGUGGCACCGGCUUGUGCCAGGUGCCCGCUGCAUUGGCGCAAUCUGUGCGCACGCUCAAACUCUCGCACAACUGGCUUCAGGCAAUAAAUUGCGGCGAUUUGGACAGUUAUCCACUGUUGCAGUACUUGGAUCUGUCCUACUCGCACAUUGCGCAGCUGGAGGAUGAUGCACUGGGUCGUCUGGAACUGCUCGAGCUGCUAUUUCUUGACCACAACAGCCUGAUGCGUGUGCCGAACAGCUUGCCCACCUCGCUGGAGCAUCUCUUCCUGCAGCACAAUCGCAUUAUGGAGCUGCAGCCACAGGCGUUCGUCGGGCUGAAAAAUCUGAAAACCUUGGAUCUAUCCGGCAACCGUUUGUUGUAUUUGCCGGCGCUUCCAUUGGCCAACUUGCUCACAUUGAAUCUACAGUCGGCGGGUAUCGAGUCGGUCAGUCAGUCGAUUGUGCAUACGCUGCCGCAGCUGCGUGAUCUGCUGCUGGAGGAGAAUCCCAUCAGGUGCAGCGAUCUGCUGGGCAUUGCCGAAUGGGCAAGUCCCUGUCGCAGUGUCGACUUGGGUCGUACAAUGGGCGGCAUCGAUUUGAAGCGACGCUACGUGCAGUUGCAGAACUUUAACGAUAACUUUAGCAGCACUUGUGGGGGCGUGGCAAAUGAAGUAAAUGAUGCAGCCGAGCUGUCCAAAUCAAUGCCGCCCACUUGCAGCCAGGCAACGGCAGCAACAACACAAGCAACUAUGCCAAAAGUGCAAAAGUCAAAGGCACCAUCUACAGCAACAGUGGCAGAAGCAGCAGCAGCAACAACAGCAGCAACACACACAAGUCCAAUGCAAUCAAGCGGCAACAACAUUGCGCUGCUAACCGCAAAAACUUUAGGGCCAGCUGAAACAACUUCGUUAGUGCAACUGCAGCGCCAACAAAUGCCUGGCAUGCCAACUGCAAUAACAGCAGUAACAACCCCACCAGGAGCAACAGCAGAAGCAGCAGCGACAACAACAACAAUUGCAACUGCCACAGCCGCUGGCGUGCCAAGUUUGCAACGCGCUGCCAAACGCACAAACAUUUUGGCAAGCAGCUCAACGCCGCCAGCAGCAACAACAGCAACAUUAGCAACAACCACAGCGCCGCCUAGACUAGCCAGGCCAACAAACAUUAGCAAUGUUGCUGCGGUCGCCAAAGCAACAACAGCAACAGUCGCUGUGCCACGAACAAUUUUGGCGCUUUUAAGUUCUGAUAGCAAACACAAGCAUGCCAAGAGUGUAUUAAAAGAGACAGCAGCAACAACAACAACAACAGAGACAACAACAACAGCAACAGCAGCAACAACAGCUGCCGCUGUACAGCCCAGUGACACUUCCGGUCAGGACGCAAAGCCGACACAUAAACAUGCCACGCUGCAGCUGCAUAUUAAAGAUCGGCAUCUUAUUGGAACGCCGCUGCUGAUGCACAAGGGCGACAACCUGCUGAUAGAUGCGGAGCAAUUGCUGCUGCCCGGAACGGCAACAGUGGCGGAUGCGGAAACAUUGCUGGCUGACAGCCAGCUGAAGCAGCAGCAGCAGCGACAGGAAACGACUGAUAAGCGACAAGCGGAAGCAAUAAAGGGCGACACAAAGGCGACAGCACAGACGGAGCUAGAGCUGGAGCUGGAACAGCACAAGAAGAAGCCCUCGCUGAGCAUUAAGAAGAUGACCUACAGCACGAAGCAUGCAGCAAUCAAGAAAUCAACAGCAACACUAGCACCAACAACAACAACAGCAAUAGCAGGCACAACAGCAACAACACCUGGCACACGCCCACAACACCAACACAGCAGCGUUAACACACCCAAUGCGGUCAAACAGCAGCUGAGCACAUUCGCCCAGCUGAAGGCCUUUGUGGAGCUGAAGACGGAAGCUUCCAAGUCCGCACAGCUGCUGGCGACACGCCUGGAAACGCAACAGACAUUAAAUGGCAGCCAUCCGGGGCUGAUGCUGCUGCUGGCCUGCGUCCUGGUGAUUGUGCUGCUCGCCGGCCUGGCGCAUGUUUAUCGCUGUGAGCUACCCUGGCAGCGCAGUCCACGUGCCCAGCAGCGACCGCAUCAGCAGCAUCAGCGCCAGCUGAAUGAGAGCGACGAUGUGGACAGCUUUUUGCAUUAUCAGGGCUCCCGGCAUGCAAAUCCGCCCCGUUUGGGGGCCUGGCAUCACAGCACCAGACGCGAGGCGCCAUACAGCUCGCCGCUGCACAAUUUGCAGGCACGUGAACUGCAGCGCGAGCAGCAGAAGCUACAGUUCUACAGCGCUUCGUUGGCGGACAGCUCCAUUGGCAGCGGCAGCGGCAGUGGCAGCGGCUGCUCCUCGGGCAGCAGUCGCAGCAGUCUGCACUCGCCGAGCAACGAGGAUAGCUACUAUAUAGAGAUGGCGCCCAGCAGCCCCAUGACAGCCUCCAGCGGCAUGCCCAGCCUGCCCAUGGAGCUGCUGAGCGGCAGCAGCAACUGCAACAGCAGCAGCACAAGACGCACCGCCGGCACGGGCGUGGCUGCCACACAGCUGGGCGGUGCUUUGGCGCCGUCGGCAGCGACGCUGCGUUCGAUGAGCAGCAAACUGAUGGCGCCCGGCACGCGUCGCCUGGGCAUCUGGUGACAAACCGUGUUCGGGCAGCGACAAUACGCAACACUACAGUGAAUCAAGGGCAAAUAUAUAGAAAUAUAUAUACAAAUAUAGAAAACCUUCUGCAUAGUUUUAAGCCCAAUAGUCAGCGGCCAAAAUGAGUCAGAAAGCAACUGGCAGCAGCAUCGCAGAGAGAUAUAGAUAUGCAUGCA